AUGGAGGCUGCUCGUAGCACUUUGAACGCUCCCAAAUGGUUCUACAAAGGCGAAGAUCAUCAAAUUCAUGGACCGUAUUCAUCGACCGAGAUGCUGAGGUGGCAUCGAGCCGGUUACUUUGCCGAUUCAAUGCCUUUACGUACGGCAAGUGAGGAUCGCUUCCAUAGCCUCGCCGAAUGGACCCAAUAUGCGAAUGGUCACAGUCCUUUCCUGUCUCUGGUGAACACCUUCGAUCAGCUGAUGAACCUCUCGAUGGGUAUGCAUCUCUCGCAACUGAUCCUCACGCCGGCGUUUGUCUCUCCGCCGCCGAACGCAUUCGUUGUUGUACCUCCGUCGAGCACCACCCAGACGCUAUCCCCGCCAACGACGGCCGUCUCUCUCGCCCCUUUCUCGUCCGCUGUUCCGAAUGCGGCAAAUUUCAUCUCGCCAAGUGCUGCUGCGGCUGCGGCCUAUCGUCAUGCGACAGCGCAAAAUCCUCAUCAUCCCUUAAUGCUUCAUUCUGGAGGUUGUGCCCAACUAGCCACUGCCUAUCAGAAUGCUGCAAAUCAACAGCUGCUGAACAACACGGCCACAUUCUCGCAACCACCAUCUGAGCCUGUCGAUGAGAUGCCUUCAACAACCAGCAACACUCCAGACGACACGGAUUGUGGCUGGAUUGUGAGCAAUUGUGUUAGGAGUACGGUCAGCUUUGCUCAGUUAUCGUUGCUUUCAAAUAGUCAGCAGGAUGUCACUAUCAGUAAUUCGCUGAUACAACUCACAAAUGUUACCAGUUCAUUUUGGCAGUCAGUGCGGAUUGUAGUCGAAAUUUAUGUUUAUGGAAUGGUAUCGAAAUGUGUAGGGACCGAGGAGGCACCAUGGUGCGAUAAGCGUGAUCAGGGAAGCGAUCCUGUGGCUGUUAUUACGAUGGGUCGGGAUGUUGCCAUUCAAACCUCCAACCGGAAGGUGAGCUCUUCGCUACUCAUUAUUAUCACGACUAAUGAUGUCGGAAUAUCGGCAAGGAUACCUCCUUUCUUGGACAGAUAUGCGUAUCGGAUGCAGCACGACUACUUAGCGAAUUAUUUAACGAAACCGUUGAAAUAG
Messenger RNA from Anisakis simplex (herring worm), 1080 nucleotides. NCBI's taxonomy places the organism in Eukaryota, Metazoa, Nematoda, Chromadorea, Rhabditida, Anisakidae. The record is from the annotation of a GenBank genome assembly.